AUGGAGCGGCUCCAGGCGGUGAAGGCGCUGCUGAAGCGCUGGGAGGCGGCGUUCGCGCAGCAGCACGGCCGCAGGCCCGGCACGGGCGACGUGGAGGCGGCGCCGGAGGACGUGAGGCGGCUGUACCGGGAGUACCGGGCGCUGAAGCACCGCGGGGAGCUCGCCCCGUGCCCGCCGGCUGAGGGGAGCCCGGCCACGGAGCAGGACUCCGGCUGCUGGGGCACGCACCUCAACCGCCAGCCCAAGGCCCCCAAAUCGAGCGCCACCAACCAGCCCGUGCCGGCGGCGUCGGCGCAGCACUUCGGGAGGAAGCUAAAAGCCAACCUGGGCGCUGCCAUAAAGGAGAGGCCGCCGGUGCCCAGGAGGACGCUGGCUCCCCGUCCCAAACCCGUCCCGCAGCAGGAGCAUGGUGCCACGUCCCCGGUGCCGUCCCCGCCGGGUGACGCGGAUGGCAGCGAGCCCCCCGAGCUCCUCCUCCCCGCCGCCGUGCGCGCCCUGGCCCCGCUCGUCCUGACCGAGGGGCCGAGGCCUCGCCCGCAGGGCAACAAGUUCCAGCGGCUGCGGCAGACGGUGGCGAGGAGGCUGAGCUCCCUCGACGCCGCCUGGCUGCGGCGCUGCCAGGGCGAGCCCGGCCCCGAGGAGCCGCCCGAUUGGGGUGCUGAGCCUCGGGGUGCUGAGCCUCAGGGGGUGGAAGGGGAAAACGUCGCCCCCGCGGGGAUCCGCUCCCCGCCGCAGGAGCCUGAGGUGUCGGAAGGAGCUCGGGGCGAGCUGGCGGAGACUGAGGGGGGCGAACGGCCGGCCGGGCACGGCGGUGACAGCGCAGCGGGGCCGCGGGGCGCCGACGGUGGCCGCGCACCCGAGGAGCUCCCCGGUGGCACCGGGGGCGCAAAGAAGGUCGGAGGGAAGAGGCGGCGCAGGGACAGCGGGGCAGGAGGCAGCGAGCAGCCAGCGCGAAAGCAGCCGAGGGAAAAAGCGCCGGCGGCAGCGCCGCCGGCCCCCGAAAACCUCCUGGGAGACAUCGAGGAGGAGAAGCUGAGACCCCCCUGCAGAGCCGCUCCUGCCAGGGCUCCGCGGCGGCCCCCCGGCAACUUCGUGCGCCUCAACCUCAAGAACCGCUCCCACGUGCGAGGCCACGUGCUGCGGGGGAACCGCCUCCGCGAGCAGGUGUGGAAGCAGAAGUGGCAGAAGAAGGCGGCGCAGUUCGGCGGCGGGUCGGCCCUCGGCGGGAGCUCGGGCGUCUGCUUCUGCUGCGGCGCCACGGGGCACUGGGCGGCGGAGUGCCGGGGCGAGGCCGGCCGUGCCCGGGAGGAGGAAGAGGAGGAGGAGGAGGAGGAAGAUCCCUUGCCCACGCUGGCAGAAGUUGCCCGCAGGACCAACAGCGUCUGCCCGGAGCUCUCCGAGAGCGGCGGCCCCGAGGGCGCUGCGGGGGAGGUGACGGCCCACCUGGAGGUGCAGCGGGCGCCCUACGAGCCCCCCGAGCCCCCCGCGCCCGUGGAGCCCCUCUACAGCCUGGGGCCGGGCGGGAAGGUGCGAGAGACCCCCGCGGAGGUGCUGGAGGCGCUCGAGGAGCUGGGGUUCAGCUCCUUCCGCCCCGGCCAGGAGGCGGCCGUGAUGAGGAUCCUCUCGGGCCUCUCCACGCUGGUCGUGCUGCCCACGGGGCUGGGCAAGUCGCUGUGCUACCAGCUCCCCGCCUACCUCUACCGCAAGCGCUCGCCGUGCGUCGCCUUGGUCGUCUCGCCGCUGGUGGCGCUGAUGGAUGACCAGGUGUCGGGGCUGCCGCGGGGGCUGCGGGCGGUCUGCGUCCACUCCAACAUGAGCAGGGCGCAGCGGGAGGCGGCGGUGGAGCAGGUGAGGAAGGGCGCGGUGCACGCGCUGCUGCUGUCCCCCGAGGCGCUGGUGGGCGGCGGGGGCUCGGGCUCCUGCUGCCUGCCCCCCGCCGCCGAGCUGCCCCCCGUCGCCUUCGCCUGCAUCGACGAAGCUCACUGCGUCUCCCAGUGGUCCCACAACUUCCGCCCCAGCUACCUGCGGCUCUGCAAGGUGCUCCGCGACCGCCUGGGCGUGCGCUGCUUCCUGGGGCUGACGGCCACCGCCACCCCGGCCACGGCACGCGACGUGGCCGCGCACCUCGGCGUCGCCGAGGAGGAGGGGGAGGAAGGGAUCGCGGGGCGCUGCGCCGCCGUGCCCCCGAACCUGCGCCUCUCCGUCUCCAUGGACAGGGACCGGGACCAGGCCCUCAUCUCCCUGCUGCGCGGGGAGCGCUUCGGCCACCUCGACUCCAUCAUCGUCUACUGCACGCGGCGGGAGGAGACGGCUCGCGUCGCCGCGCUCAUCCGCACCUGCCUGCAAGGGGUGCUGCCGGCCGAGCCCCCGGCGGCCCCCCAGGACGACGGCGACGCGGGGAGGAAGAAAGAGCGAGCGAAGAGCACCCGGCGCCCGCUCAAGUGGAUCGCGGACGCCUACCACGCCGGCCUGUCGGCCGCCGAGCGCCGGCGCGUGCAGCGCAGCUUCAUGUCCGGCCAGCUGCGCGUGGUGGUGGCCACGGUGGCCUUCGGCAUGGGGCUGGACAAGGCGGACGUGCGCGGCGUGGUGCACUACAACAUGCCCAAGAACUUCGAGAGCUACGUGCAGGAGAUCGGGCGGGCCGGGCGGGACGGCGAGCCGGCGCGCUGCCACCUCUUCCUGGACCCGGAGGGCGAGGACCUCCACGAGCUGAGGCGGCACAUCUACGGCGACACCGUCGACUUCUUCACCGUCAAGAAGCUCGUGCAGAAGGUUUUCUCUCGCUGCAAGUGCCGGGAGCUGCACCAGAAGCGCCAGGCCCUCGGCGGGGACGCGGAGGCCGAUGACGCCGCCGUGGCCGAGCUGGCGGAGGAGCCGGAGGGCGGCGCGGCGCGGGGCAGCGAGCAGCCCCGGCGGGCGUGCUACAUGCACGAGCGCGCCGUGCCCGUCCAGCGAACCGUGGAGGAGCUGGACGUGCGCGAGGAAGGCAUCGAGACCCUGCUGUGCUACCUGGAGCUGCACCCGCGGCGCUGGCUGGAGCUGCUGCCCCCCACCUACUCCUCCUGCCGCGUGCAGUGCUACGGCGGCCCCCAGCAGCUCCGGGCUGCGGCGCGGAGCUGCCCGCCCAUCGCCGUCUUCCUGGCCCGCGAGCGCCUGGCGGGGCGGCCGCACGCCCGCGACAGCUCGGUGGAGUUCGACGUGGUCUCGCUGAGCGACUCCAUGGGCUGGGAGGUGCCGCUGGUGAAGCGCGCCCUGCGCCAGCUCCAGUGGGACACGCAACUGCGCCGAGGCGGCCGCGCCGGGGCGGGGAGCGGCGUCCUGGUGGAGUUCGCGGAGCUCUCCUUCCACCUGCGCGCCUACGGCGACCUCUCCGAGCAGGAGCUGGACUCCGUCUGCGACUUCCUGCACCGCAGGGUGGUGGCGCGGGAGAGGGCGGCGCUGGGCCAGCUGCGCGCCUGCUUCAGGGCCUUCAAGAGCGUGGCCUUCCAGAGCUGCGAGCCGCACCCCGAGCAGGCGGAGGAGGAGAGGAGCUCCCGCCUCAGGGCUCUGCUCCGGGACUACUUCGAGAAGGAGGCCCCCGGGGAGCCGGCCCCGCGCGGCUGCGAGGAGGAGGAGGAGGAGGAAGAUGAGGAAGAGGAUCGCCGUGGAGCACAAGACGGGGAGGACCAGGUGCGCGCCGACGUCCGCCACUUCCUCGCCAUCCGCCAGGACGAGAAGUUCUCGGGCAGAGCCGUCGCCAGGAUCUUCCACGGCAUCGGCAGCCCCUGCUACCCGGCCCAGGUCUACGGGCGCGACCGCCGCUUCUGGAGGAAGCACCUCCGCUUCGACUUCCACCGCAUCAUGCGCGUGGCCACCGAGGAGAUCCUGGCGCUGCGCUGAGGCCGCCGGGACGUCACCGUGGUCCCCAAGGGACCCCUGGGCCCUGGGGGAGGCGCGGAAGAGCCCUGCGGCGGUGUGCGGGGCUCACUGCGCCGUCGUUUGUCCCCCUCGGCCCCGUUACCCCGCGUUUAAGCGGCUCCGGCCUCCCUUGGGGG
Molecule: messenger RNA, 4034 nt
Organism: Cygnus atratus (black swan)
Lineage: Eukaryota; Metazoa; Chordata; Aves; Anseriformes; Anatidae
Gene: RECQL4
Product: RecQ like helicase 4
Exons: 24
Coding region: 1-3879 (1292 amino acids)
Biological process (GO): telomere maintenance; double-strand break repair via homologous recombination; DNA replication
Cellular component (GO): cytoplasm; nucleus; chromosome
Molecular function (GO): 3'-5' DNA helicase activity; four-way junction helicase activity; zinc ion binding
Source: RefSeq, a predicted model, not a curated record